GUAAAAUACUAAUUUUACUUUAAUAAAUAAUGAUACAUAAUUUUAUUUUAGGAUUAUUACCUACAUAUUCAAUGGUAUAGGUAUUUUAUGUUUGGCUCUAAACGUUUACGUUUUCAUAAAAAUUUUUGGCUGGAACUAUUACCAAUAUUAUUUUUUUAAAGAUUUUCAAUUUUUCUUUUUAAAUUUGUCAAUUUAUUCAGCAUCAGAACUUUUCUAUUCAUUGAGAGGCAUGUUUUUUGAUCUCAAUCAAGAUUUAUUAUCCAUUUAUGAUAAGCAGGAUGAUUAUCAGGCAACUACCAAAAUUGAUGGUAUUGAUAUUUCUGCAGCCACAUUGGCAACUGAUUUAAAUCUGAACAAAAUCAAAGUCAUCUAUCUUUACAAACCACCAAAAUGCCUUGCAACGCUUAAAAAAAUAACCAAAAAGCACAAUGAGCUUUGCCAUCUAGCAGAUCAUUUAAACGAUUACGUUGGCAUUCUAAUAUUUUUACAAAUUGUUAGCAUUAUAGCUAACAUCGUAUGGUCAAUUACGGUAUUGUUUGAAUAUGACAUACGUGAAGUAGCUUUGAAGAAAAUUGAUCCUCCUAUGACAGCAUGGCUUUGUCAUAUUUUAUAUAAUUUAUUAUGGGUUUUAUCCAUGAUGGGUCAAACAAUUUUUAUAUCAUUGGUGGGACGUGCUUUGACACUAGAAGGCCGUAAUACAAGCAUUUACAGCUAUAAAAUUUUGGAAAAUAAAUGGUUCCAAGCUCAAGACGGUGAGGAGGCUCUUAUUAAAAGCCAGCUAAUAUUGUUAACUAAGCAAGCUGAAACAAGAUGUCCAGUAUUGAGCGCUGCGGGAUUUUUCGUAGUCGAUUUGGAAAUUCUAGGAUUGGUCUUGGCCAAUGUUUUCGCUUUCGGAAUUGUUGCUGUACAAUUUGUUUUAAGUGAACAUUAAUUGUUUUUAGCUUAGUUUAGUAAUUAACUUGAAAUUUUGUCGCUGCUGCUACUGUGCUUGUUUUGCGUGACUGUAAAGUAUAGCUAGGAUCUCGCUCUCUUUCUGGUGACUCUCAACCUUCAAAGGAGAACCAGGAAAAUUACAUUUUUUUUAAAUUAUAAAGUCAAUUAGUUUAAUAA
Ceutorhynchus assimilis (cabbage seed weevil) is the source of this 1110-nucleotide messenger RNA. The record is from the annotation of a GenBank genome assembly. Lineage: Eukaryota; Metazoa; Arthropoda; Insecta; Coleoptera; Curculionidae.